Molecule: messenger RNA, 2961 nt
Organism: Salvia splendens (bonfire salvia)
Lineage: Eukaryota; Viridiplantae; Streptophyta; Magnoliopsida; Lamiales; Lamiaceae
Product: U11/U12 small nuclear ribonucleoprotein 48 kDa protein
Exons: 5
Coding region: 7-2244 (745 amino acids)
Source: RefSeq, a predicted model, not a curated record
AAAUUCAUGACCAACAAGAUAUCGUGCUCGAAAUUCGAAACAAGAAGCGAUUUCACACAGUUUGACAAUUUCACCUCCGCUAUGAACCGAGCACCUCCGCCGCCGCCGCAUACCACCGCCACUUUCCAUCCGCCCCAUUAUCCAAAUCCACCGCUGUCCGUCACCACUGCUCUCUCCGACCUCAAAUCUCUUCUUCACCUCUCUUCCACCGCCCUCCAUUCUCUCCCACCUCCAAUCGCCGACGCCUCCACCGCCGCCAAUACCUUCGUCCCCUGCCCUUUCAACCCUAACCACCGUCUCCCUCCUUCAAUCCUCUUCUCUCACUACCUCAAUUGCCCUUCCCCUCUCUCUCUAACUCACAAUUUCCACUAUCCCCUCACUCUCAGCUCCUCCUCCUCAUCAACCGCCGCCUUCGCCUUCGCCUUACCCACCCUCCCAGCCGAUUCGUCCGAUCUCACCGUCUCUCUCGACAGCUACAUCGCCUAUAAUGCCCCCGCCAACAGUUUUUUUCACCACAAUUGCCCCGGCCCUGUCACCCCCGCUACUCCACCGCCUCCAUCCCUCAUUUUACCUAUGGUUUUAUACACCGAGUGCGCCGAUUUCAAUGACAAAUCUCCAAUGGAAGCUACCGCCCUUGAUUUUAUUAGGUUUCUGCCGUCGGAGAUUUGGGCAAUUCGUGGUGAAAUUGAAUCGUGGGGUGGUGAUUUCCCCUCGGUGUACUCAUCACGAAUUUUGCGUGCAAUACUGAGGUUUAGAGACUGUAAAUUGUUGCAUUUGUAUGAUUGGAUCAUUACGAAUUCGCCUAGAUAUGGUAUGGUUAUUGAUUGUGCCAUGAGGGAUCAUGUGGCUGUGUUGGUUAAGCUUUCUUUGAAGGUGAUUGUUAGGGAGUCUCUUGAACUGGCCGGCUUUAAUGGAGAGGUGAAGGGGAUUGAGAAAGCUCUGUGGGGGAAUCAGAGUUUUGAAUGCCCGCUUUUAGUUAGAGUGAUGGCUUGGCUUGCAUUGCAGUUCAGUAUAUUAUAUGGUGAAGUUAAUGGGAAGUAUUUUGCUGUUGAUUUGUUGAAAGGAUGUGUGCGGAACUCUGCAUCGGAUGCUUCGUUGUUUUCUUUGGAGGGAAAGGAUGAUGAACCUAGCGAGGAGGGAAAUGAUGGCGGAUGUGUAGAAGAGCAGGUACAAAAUGCUGGAUCAAUUGAUGAACCAGUUGGAAACAGUGUGAUUUUCGUCUCUCAAGUGGCUGCUGCUGUGGCAGCAUUAUAUGAACGCACUUUUAUUGAAGAUAAGAUCAAAGCAUUGCGUAAUGACAGGCCAACCUCUACGUACCAACGUAAUGUGGAACAUGCUCAUGUGUCCAUGAUAGCUGAUGAGGAAAGACAGAAACGUCCAGAUUAUAGACCUGUAAUCGAAUAUGAUGGUUUUCUGCGGCAUAGGUCAAACAAUCAGGAUUCCAGCAAAGUAAAGACAAAAGAGGAGUUAUUAGCUGAGGAAAGAGACUACAAAAGGCGGCGAAUGUCUUACCGUGGCAAGAAACUUAAGCGUAAUGCUGUGGAGGUAACAAGGGGUAUUAUAGAAGAAUUUAUGGAGGAAUUCAGGAUAUCUGAAGGGAUCGGUAGGUUGUCAGAUGCUGUAGAUGAGAAUGAAGCUUCGAGGAGAAAUUCUGAAGUUCCUGAAGAUGAUAGAGACCAAUCAGUUGAUUACAGGAAAACAGUACACUCUCGCCAUUAUGCAAAAGAUUUUGAGGAUGACAACCAGCAGCGAAGACAGGAUUCAAGUUGGGAUGAUUGGCGUCAAGUCCCCAGUAGAAGCAGUAAGAGUAAUUUUUAUGACGGAGAUGAGUCUGCAACACGUGAUGGAAGACGAAUUGACAGUCACUCAAGAGUGCUGAUGCAUGGUGGAGAAAAGUCAAACUUUGCUGAAGAUGAUUCUCGAAGAUCACACCAAAGACGAAGUGAGUUACAUGACAAAAAGUAUUAUAAAAGCACUAGAGAUGAGCAUGAGCAGAAAACUCAUAAUAGACGAAGAGAUGAACAUGACAGAAGUAGUCGUAAGAGAGAGAGAGCCAAAGACUGUUGGGAGUAUGAGGUCCGAGAUAGAAGCAAAAGAGACAGAGCUUCUGGAGAGAGAGAUGAAGACGAGAGAGGACAUGCGGAUAGAAGGAAAAGCAAAUCAAACCGGAGUAGUGGCUCUCGGCAUGAGUUUGAUGACAGAUAUGAUCCUGCAGUCUCUCACGCAGUCUCUCAUGAUAUGUAAGAGGAAAAGAUUACUGGUCAAAAGACUUGCUUACUGGUUAUUGGAAUGCACCUCUGUAAGUAUAUGUGAUUUCCACAUGCGAACUAUAUUACCUAACAUGGGACAAGUGUUAUCAAUGUUGGGGUAAGUUUCCCUAACAUCAGAUUUUCAAAAUUCGACUAAAUGUGGGUUGGUAGUAAGUCUGGUUCUUGCUUUUGCUUGUUCACCAAAUUUGGCAGCAAGCAGCAUGCUGGUGUUUCCAAUUUAUCCAUCACCUGUAUCCUCCUCUGUAUCCUUGAAAUUCCUCAUUCUGUUGGUUUAAUGGCCGAUUUUUCCUCUAUGUUUACAUUGUAUACUUUUGUAUUGGCAUUUUUAUUAAACUUAUCAGUUGAUGCUAUUUUAACGGACUCGUUUGAGCAUCAAGUUUUGGGCAUGGAAAAACUAUGACUUUGACCUUUGCAGCUACUUCUGUAUCAUUGUUCUUGCUAGCAAAGAAGAUUGUGAUGAUGUUGAAAGAAGUUCACGGAGCAGUUUACUAUUCAAGAUUAGCCUAAAUAGGUAACAAAUAGUAUACACUAAUCUAUUGUUUACUAGAUAGCUCUAAUUUCUUUUACUUCAUUUUCUUACCAGUUCGAGGCGGUGGUAUUUGUUUUAAACUUUUACUUGAUUUUUGUUACAUACAUAUUCAUUGACUAAAGAGGUCUUCAAAUAUUGAGGGGCAGUUUGGCGGGUAGAUAA